ACUUCAUUGCUUGGUCGGCUGGCUAUGCGUGGCUGAGCUGAGCACAAUCCACAAUCCACGCCGUCCUUGUCUUGUCAGCUGGUCGUCCGCGUGCAGCACGCAUUUUGGCACGUUGCUUUGGUUUGGUUUGGGUAGCUAUGUACGCGCUAGUUCGGUUUUUAGAUCACGACCAUGCCCAUGACACUCGCCGGUACGUUGUGCGAGUGGAUGAUAUCCGCGAUUUUCAUCCGGAGCAUGAAACAGACUUCGACGGCAAGGCAGUUUAUUUUGUACACUGGGAGGACAACGUGGAUAGCGACAACACCGGAGAUUAUCGAGCACAAAUACUUCGACUUGGCGCUACAGAGAAAGAAACACGGGAAGCGCCGAAGAGAAUCCCGAUCCCUAAGAUGAUCAUCGAUGAGGACUUUGAUGAUGAAGAAUCUGUGCCUAAAAAGGCCACGGGAGCAAGAAACAAAAAAACAGUUAUCAACCGGGCUGCAGCAAAGAAAGACCGGUAUGAACAGAUUCUAAAAAAACAGAUGAACCAGGCUCUCCAAAAGAACUCAGAACAAACACGGAAAAGGCGGCUGAGUUCAUCGUCAAGCUCGGAUGACUCACUCGUCUCCAUCUCAGAGUUAAAAGAAGAAAAGAAAAAAACUAAUUUUUGGAAAGAAAGAUGUAAAGAGUUGCGACAAGACAACAUGUUCUUGCAAGAACAAGUCAGAUCGCAGCAGGUGCUACUUAAUUCGAAAUUUUUGAGGUUCGAAGACCUGCAGCACAGCAGAGAGCCUGCUGAAACCACAGCUGUAUGUCAAGCCACAAAGGAGACAGCAAAGGCCAAGACCAAUCUUGUCCUCGGAACUGAUUUGCCUGUUCGAAAAGAACGAGAAAUGGCCAUGCAAGGCGCAACACCCUUGGCACAAACUGCUGGUAGUCAUGGCUCAGAGAUUCCCAUUGAUGACCCCGCAGAGGAACCUGCUUCAUUGAUAACUGUAUCCACAGCACGUGGAGGUCAUGAAGUUGACCUGUCUGUGACAGGGGAAGAUUUUUCCUACUUGAGUGACGGCUCUUUUCAUCUUCAGAGAGGGAUCUGCUUGACAUCAAUUCAAGCAAAGAGAAUUUUUAGCCAUAAGAAGCCGACCCUGGUUGUUAAAGAAACUGCCCAAGCCAUAUGGUCGCAGAAAGGGUUGGCGUCACGCAGUGUUAAAGGCGGCAUAGCUCCGCGAAAGAAGAGCCUCGGGGAGCCUGCAAAACCUGCUUUGACGCCUGAAAAGGUCAACAUCGUUGAAGCAACCCUCUCCCAUUGGGCUCGGGUGAAUGACCUAGAUUCAUCUGCCAUAGCUGCAAACCUGACAAACAUAUUGUCGGAGAAAAUCCAAGAUUGCAUCAAAGCCGAGCGAAAAAGAGCUUUGAAUGAGUAGUGAACAACAGCGCUGCUUCAAGGUAGAGCAGCGAAGGCGUGUGAUAUUUUAAUAAAUUAAUUUAUUCUAUCACAUGGAAUUCUUUGGAGUGGUUGAUAUGCUAGUAUGACCAUUAUCCGCAAGUUCAAGAUUAUUUGAGCUAGCUGGAGUGCAUGGCAUACAGGGACUGGUUUUGGGACUGGGACUAGCUGGCAACUGGGACCAGUUAGGAACUGGUCCCAGUUGCCAAUGGUCCCAGUUACCAACUGGUCCCAGUUACUAACUGGUCCCACUCACCAACUGGGAAUGUGUUCCCAACUGGUCCCAGUUACCAAGUGGGAAUGUGUUCCUUAAACCAAUUAAACUGGAACCAGUUGCAUGCCAGUUAAAUACCAGUUGCAAAUUUUCA
Molecule: messenger RNA, 1791 nt
Organism: Dermacentor silvarum
Lineage: Eukaryota; Metazoa; Arthropoda; Arachnida; Ixodida; Ixodidae
Product: BEN domain-containing protein 5-like
Exons: 12
Coding region: 138-1403 (421 amino acids)
Biological process (GO): negative regulation of DNA-templated transcription
Molecular function (GO): DNA binding
Source: RefSeq, a predicted model, not a curated record